This is a messenger RNA of Leptidea sinapis, 559 nucleotides long. RefSeq lists its product as uncharacterized. The record is from RefSeq and is a predicted model, not a curated record. Lineage: Eukaryota; Metazoa; Arthropoda; Insecta; Lepidoptera; Pieridae. The transcript has 4 exons. The coding region runs from base 113 to 559 and encodes 148 amino acids.
UAGAUUUAAGAUGUCGCGUUCAGGAUAUUAUGUAGAAUAACGAGAAAUUCAAAUUUAGUUAGAUUGUGAGUGUAAGCACUUGUUGGUAUAUUGUUCCGUUAGUUAUAUUAAAAUGGGAGUAAAACUUAUUAUCCUAUUGGGUCUCUUGAUUGGCUUGCUGUACUGUGUUCAUAUACUUGUCAAGGACUACCAAGCAAUCACCGCUGCUAAAGUAUUUCGUCUGCUGUUCAAACGUGACCUUAAUUCACAGAAAAAUAAUCGAGCCAACGUACGCUGGAGAAAAAUACUUCAAUAUGAUAAGAUACAAUGCAUACAGAUGUUGUUCUGUGAUCUCGGUCAGAGCCUGCCAGAUACUCAGCUGAAGAGAGAAUUUAUUGAAAUGCUCAGGUUAGAGCCAAGAGCAGAAGAUUUACCGGCGUUGACAAUCUUUCAGCUUGCUUACAACGAAGGCAUGGCAUCCGUUCUUAAAGAGCAAGGAUGCCGACAAAAAUAUACGCUUUGCCCUUUCGAAAUAUCGUUUUUAUAUAAUGUUAUUAAUUAUUUACUUAAGACUGGCUGA